CUCGCUCGCGCGCCAUGGACCGCGACCGCGAUCGCGCGCGGAACCGCAGCGGGUUCGGCGGCGGCUACCCCCCGCGACAGGCCGGCGGCUCGAACGACGAACGUCGCGACCAGCCGGGAUGGCAACAAAACAACGCGGGACCCGACCGCGACCGCGACCGAUCCUCGCGCCCGUCCGCGUGGGGGCAGGGCCUCCGCGGCGUGAACGGGCCGACGUCGUCCGGCGCCGGAGCCAGCCACGGCGGGAGAGGAGGCGGGCAGGGGCCGUACCACAACCGCGGCCCGAACGCGGGCGGGACGGGGUGGGACCGGCCCUCAGGGAACGGCGGCGGCGCGCGGCCGAGCCUUCUCGCGUCGCAGCGCCCGAGGAUGGGCAUGGGCGGGAGCAAAUACGGAGCGAAUCCGACGACGGCGACGAUCGUACGGAAUCCGUCUUCGUACGGCCGCGCGGACUCGCGCGAUCGAUCGCCGCCGCGGUCGCUCGACCGCGUCGCGUCGGCGUCGGACGGCGGGCAAUGGAGGGGGGACGAGCGCGAGGAAGGGGAGGCGGGGGAGGUGAGGACGCGGCGCGACUCCCGCGGCGACUCCCGUUUCGGCGGCGGCGGCGGCGGUUGGGAUAAGCCGCAACCGCCCGCGCCCGCGCCCGCGCCCGCGCCCGCGGCGACGGCGACGCCCACAGAGGAGGGCGAGCUUCCGCCGGCGCCCGCGCCGGCGCCGAUCGCGCGCCAGGCGUCCGCGCCCGCGGCGACCGCGGCGACGCCCGAGGAAUCCCCCGCGCCCGCGAAGCGGAAAAAACUCGGCUGGGGGCAAGGCCUCGCGCGAGGGAAAUCGCUCCCCACGCCCCUCGCGGGCGCGGGCGCGGGCGGCGACGACCGCAUCCCGACGCCAUCGCUGGACGGCCAGCCGCCGCUGCCGUUCGGCCCGCCGCCCGGGUCGACGGGGGGCGGGCCGGGGCUGGACGGCGGUUCGUCGAAUCCGUACGACAUUUCCUCCUUUCGCGGCGACGCUAACCGAACGCCGCCGUUGCCGUCCGGCGCGCCGCCGCCGGACGCGCGCAAGCGCGAUCCUUUUAUCGCCGUGGACACCCCCGGAGGCGUCGUCUCCGCGCCGUCGCCGUGGGGGCACAGCGAGGACUCUCUCCCGGGCAGCGCCGGCGGGAGGGGCGUCGGCGGCGGGGGCGCGGUGGACCCGAUCGCGCGCGCCGCCGCCGCCAAGGCGGCCAAGGCCGAAGCCGCGGCUCGGAAAGAGAUGAUGCGCGACAUCGAGCUCAAGAAGGCGUCCAUACUCGAGAAGAUGGAGGAGACCGACGCCGCGAUCGGCGUCUUAGAGCGCGACAUCGCGGAGAGCGAGGAUAAGGGCGAGAACGACCGAGAACAAGUCGAGGCGCAGCGAACGCACGAAGACGCGAGGCUCCGAAGGGAGCUCGAGGGCGCGCGCGCUCGCGUCCAACACGCGGAGAAGGCGGCGACGCGCGCGGAGGCGCGCGCGGAAGAGCGCGAGAAGCACGCGGAGGAGAUCGCGAGCGGCGUCGCGCAGGAGAUGGACGACGACGAGCUCGCGAGGGCGGCGGAGGCGGCGGCGCGAGCGGUGCAGAGGAUGCUCGCCGGGCGCGAACCGAGGCACGCGCUCGUGAAGCGCGUUUGCGACCGCAACAAGUCGCUCGCGGCGAAGUCGCACUUGGGGUUGAAGACUACGUGCGGGCUGCCGCUGCCGCACGAGCACGAGCGCGUCGCCGUGGACGAGAUCGCGGCUCGGAACGUCGCGGCGGAGGCGGCGCCGGAGCGCGCCGCGAUUAAAGACGCCGUCGUCUCCGUGCUUCGACGACGCGGCGCGCACGUCGCGGACAAGGAGCUGACGCUCGCGGUGACGUACUUGAAACGCCGGGAGAUGUGGAAGAUGCGCGUCCUUCGCGCCGCGCACGCGAAGCUCGAGAAGGAGAAGAAGGAGCAGGGGUCUUCGAGCGGCCGCGGGAGAGGCGGUCGCGCGUCGAUGGCGGACACGUUCGGCACGGUGCGUUCGGAUUACGAACAGGAGCUGUUGAUCCGUCAGCUUCAGAACCGCGAGCGUUUGAAGACGCUCACGAAGCUUCCCGCGAUGGUGUUAGACCCGGAAGAGAAGCGGCUCGCGGUGUUUCGCACGAGGAACGCGCUCGUGGAGGACCCGUACGGGGAGAUGGAGCAGCUGAAGAAGGUUCGGCCGUGGACGCCCGAGGAGAAGAAAAUCUUCCACGAGAAGUUCGCGUCGUACGGGAAAAACUUCAAACGCAUCGCGACGUUCAUCGACGGCAGAACCACCGCGGACUGCGUCGUGUACUACUACCAGCGCCAGAAAACCGACGACGGGUUCCGCGGGCGAAGGAAAGCGCUCGCGAAGAAGCGAAGGGCGUACGCCGAGGCGCAGCGGAUGACGGGCGGCGCGUGGAAAGGACCGCACGCCGCGCAAGCCGUCGCCGCGCAAGCGCAGGCGGCGAAAGCCGCGGCCAAGGCGAAAGAGGAAGAAGAAGCCAGGCGAGGCGCGCUGGGCGUGGAGGCGAGGCAAGAGCGCGCCGCGCUCGCGGCGGCGGCGCGCGCGGAGAAGAAGGCUAAGGAGAAGAAGAAGGCGAAAGCCGCGAAAGCCGCCGCGGAGGCGGCGGCGGCGAACGAGUCCGAGGAGGAGGACGACUUGCCGAUCGCCGCGCCGAAGAAAAAGUCCAAGGGCGGCGGUUCCGGCGACAAGCUCGAGAGCGCCGACGACGCCGUCGCCGCGACCUCAGACGCGAAGGACGCGAAGGAGGAUAAAGCGGCGGAGAAGUGGACGUCGAAGGAGCGCGCUCGGUUUCUGGAAGAACUCCUCGAGCACGGGAGAGAUUUCAAAGCCGUCGCCGCGGCGUUGCCUUCCAAGUCCGCCACCGCGUGCAAGGCGUUCUUCGCGAAGCACAAGAAGUCGCUCGGGCUGGAGAAGAUCGUCGAGGAGCACGCGCGCAACGUCAAGGCGAAGAAGGAGAAGGAGGAGAAGGGCGACGUCGCCGCGGGCGAAGCCGCCGCCGCAGCCGCAGCCGCCGCAGCCGUCCCCGACGUUCCCGACAUGAAGACCGAGACGAAGCCGGAAGUCGCCGCGCCGCCGAGCGUUUCCGGCGCGGGCAACGGCGGGAAGAAGCGGAAGGCGGAGGACGCGGACGACGGCAAAGACGCGAAGGUUGCGAAAACGGAGGACGCGUAGACCACCGCGCGCAUACGAAGGUACUUUCUUCCGUACUUCAGUAUGAGAUAGCAGCGCAGCGCGACUACUGUAGAACUUAGAGUCGAUCGACGCAUAUAUGAAACUACCUUCGUAUACUCG
Messenger RNA from Micromonas pusilla CCMP1545, 3317 nucleotides. RefSeq lists its product as uncharacterized. The record is from RefSeq and is a predicted model, not a curated record. Lineage: Eukaryota; Viridiplantae; Chlorophyta; Mamiellophyceae; Mamiellales; Mamiellaceae. The transcript has 2 exons. Bases 15 to 3197 code for a protein of 1060 amino acids.